Molecule: messenger RNA, 1002 nt
Organism: Cladophialophora carrionii CBS 160.54
Lineage: Eukaryota; Fungi; Ascomycota; Eurotiomycetes; Chaetothyriales; Herpotrichiellaceae
Exons: 2
Coding region: 1-1002 (333 amino acids)
Source: RefSeq, a predicted model, not a curated record
AUGCCACGGUACAGUUGGACCUCUGCCCAGCCACUUAACGACGACCAGAUCUCAUACUUUGCAUACACGAUUCAGCACGCGGUGUUCCUGGCGAAGCAAGCCGUAAUGUACUGGCCUUGCGAUCCCUACCAAGACGAAACCUUCCUGCGCUACUUCGAUCCCACCGAAGCCGAAUUUGCCAAGAACAUGUUCCAAGCGGUUGCCAACGUGCCAUUCGACCUCGACCUCACCGACCGCGCUGCUCUUGAACGGCUUGCAAGCGACCCGGUCAGUUUCAAUCCACGGUUCGCAGGGUUGUCCAUUCAUUUCCUGGGAUCUCAUCCAGAUUUGUUGCCCGAGAAUGGUGGUCCCGGCGCACCAGAUGGAGGCUGUGAGGACGACUUCGACGAUGAAGUGAGGUCUGCUUUCAUGGAAUUGAAAUCCGGAGGUAGCGUCGGCUUGUUGUCCUUUUGCAGAAAGGUCUACCAAUAUUACCCCAUGCUCAACGACCUGCUGUACCAGCCAGAUUGGGCAAUAGACUGGCAAAAGGACCAGAAGAAUGGAAAGCAAUACAAAACCGGGUACGGCGGCUGUAGCGACUUCGACUACCGGGAUAAUUUCUGGAUGGACACCACUGGGCUGGACAUGCUGCACGAGUUCUUCCACUACCCAGGUCUGUUUGCAGAUGUGCCCAACUAUGCAGCAACGAUCCCGUUCGAGUGGAAGAACGCUUGGGGCGAGACAAUACCGCAUAUGAUGCUCGAUUUCAUCCCCGAUCUGGACCGUGACGAAAGCGGAGGCUACCCAUCGGACGCCUACGGCGCCUGGAGUGCCAUGCGGAUUAACCAGUUAGAACCCUUCGACGUUGAGGGUGUGAGAUACAGGGGCAUUUACAACCCUGACAACUACGCCUGGUACGCCACGAGUGUCUUCUGGUCAAGACAUUGCGGGCAAAGAUUCAAGGCUCCAGAGAGUGAGGAGGACUUUCAGAGGUACCGGCCACGCCCAUACUCCCCGUUCUAA